Messenger RNA from Peromyscus leucopus (white-footed mouse), 1427 nucleotides. It is a transcript of the gene Dnajc30, whose product is annotated as DnaJ heat shock protein family (Hsp40) member C30. The coding region runs from base 16 to 675 and encodes 219 amino acids. The record is from RefSeq and is a predicted model, not a curated record. The transcript has a single exon. Lineage: Eukaryota; Metazoa; Chordata; Mammalia; Rodentia; Cricetidae.
UGCCCCCGCCACGACAUGGCGGCCGCGCGCUGCCUGGGCUGGCCGCUGUCACCUCUAUGGAGACUGUGGCAGCCCCGGGGCUUGCCACGGAGUUCGGCCCCGGGCUUGGGCCCGCGAGGGAGGGCUUACUCCCGCACCGCCCUCUAUGAGCUUCUGGGCGUCCCCCCGACGGCCACGCAGGCACAGAUCAAAGCGGCGUACUACCGGCAGAGCUUCCUCUACCAUCCGGAUCGCAACCCCGGCAGCACCGAGGCCGCCGAGCGCUUCACGCGCAUCUCCGAAGCUUAUCUGGUCCUGGGCAGCACCAUCCUCCGUCGCAAGUAUGACCGAGGUCUGCUCAGAGACCAGGACCUGCGCGGACCCGGCGUCAAGCCCUCCAGGACACCCCCGGCCGACCCCACCCCUCCUCAACCUCCUCCCUAUACUCCUCGGGCUCACGGUGGCACUCGGACCUCUACCGGCGACCGUCGCACUAUGUUCGACUUUGACGCCUUCUACCAGGCGCACUAUGGGGAACAGCUAGAGAGAGAGCGGCGUCUGCGCGCCCGGAGGGAAGCCCUUCGCAAAAAGAAGGAGGGCGGGUCCAACAAGGGGCUCCGCUGGGACGAUACCCGAGAUGCCACUUUCUUUAUCCUCAUUUUCCUCCUCUUCGCCUUCUUCGGGUCCCGUGCUUAAUCGGAGAAAAGGAGGGAAGGGGAACCAGCCCAAGAAACUUGCUUUUCUUGACUUUUGAACUAUUGGUUGCCUUUCUUAACCUUUGAACUAUUGGUCUUGGAUUGAACUGACUACCUCUAGGGCGGUUUCUUGACUCUCCUAGCACCUUCCCAGCCUGGCUGGUGAUCAUCAACACAUCCUUCUCCUAUGGUCCAGAAAAAGAGGCUCUUCCAUGGCCAAGAAAGAGCCCCCAGGAUGAAGACACCCGAAAACUAGACAUUUAAGUGCUUUCCGGAGUCCCCUGGAUGCCGGUUUGUUUCUAGAAGUUGCCUUCCAGAUGUCAACCCCCAGAACCGUUGCUCUGGUUUUAUCCAGAAGCCCUGAGCAAGCUUUGUCUUGUGCCCUGCCACAUGAUUAUACCAUGGGGCAGCACAUCCUCUGUAACCUUUGAACAGUGCAAUACUUCUGGGUUGUCCGCUGCCAAAAAGAUUUAAUUCUUGGGGCGUGCAUGAAACUUGUCUUUCUGUGUUACUCCAAGCCACAGGUGAGACUUGAUCAAUGCUCCAGCAGACGCUGGGGAUGUGCCUAGCUCAGUGAGAGAAUGCUAGCCCGCAGCAGGUACUGGGUUCAGUCCCCAGCACUGCUAAGGUUGUCCCGUGGCCCCCUUCCCCACCAAGAAAGAAGUUAGUGCAAGAUUCCCAUUUUACUCAGGUCUGUUUCACACCACCUCUGUCAUGUGGGAGCCGGAAAACAAAGCCCUGGAGUAUAACGAG